CCGCUGGAGUCGGUUCAUAGACUACGUCGCGUUCCGACCUACGUAUAUGUUAGGCGCGUAAAUCCGUCGUAAACCGAGGUUCCCAGUGGUCUUAUCUGACCCAGUUUGUGUAUUUAUGAUAGAGCCUGUUGCACACAAGCAACAUUUGUGGAGGACACACGUCCACGUGCAACAGCGACCCCCAGCAGUGACGCGUGACCCGAGUGAGCUGCUCUCACACCGGCCAGCCGGUCAGCAACAGGACCCAAGGUUCCUCACGUUCACCUGCGUCCACUGCAGCCCAACACUAAUCCCAACUACACAACAGGACACAUGCCAAUUUCUUCACGCCCCCCCCCCCCCUCCAAAAUACCAGUCUUGUCUACGCUCUGCCUCGUUUUCCAUCAGCACAAGUAGAUUUUUAGGCGGUUAAGUUAGCCGGGAUGGACUCAAAGCGUGAUAAUAAAGAGCAAGAGGGAGAGGUCGAGAAGAUAACCGCUGUACUGCUCAAGUCGCACUCGGGAGAGUUUGAUUUGGAGUCCAUACUGUUUCUCAAAUUUAGGUGUCUCGGAAUACACGAUCUUGGGUGUAUAGGGGCGUGUAUGAAUUUGGAGAGACUGGACCUAUCUGGCAAUAAUAUUGUCAAUUUAGUUCCACUGUCGUCUCUUCGGCUGCUUUCUGUUCUCAAUUUGUCUGCUAAUAGGAUUUCCAAUUUAGAACCCCUGCACACUUGUGACAAUCUACAAAAUUUAAACCUCGCUGGUAAUAUCAUCUCCAGUAUCGAUAACCUUAUCUGCCUUCAGUCUUUGAGAAAGAUAGAAAGUAUUCGUCUCAAUGACAACACCUACAAUUAUUCAAAUCCAGUGUGCAGAAACGUGUCAUAUAAAACCGUAGUUCUUGAGAUGUUCCCCAAUGUCAAGGUGCUAGAUGGGGAGAGAGUCGUCGGACGUGGGAGCGACUUGUACCAGCUAUGCAAAGACAUUGAUGACACCAUUAAAGCCGGUCUAUACAAGAAUGGACAACUUGUUGAACAUCAGGAUUGCAAGCCAUGGGUCGAGGAUACUUACUGGGACAUAAAACAAUCCAACAAUGCCAUUGUUGAAGAAGCCUACAAGCAGUUUAACGACAUUCUUCAUGAAUGCAGACUCCUAAACAACAGAGCAACCCAUGCAAUUUCCCAGACUGAAAGAUCAAUGAGCCUGAAGAAACAGCCAAAGCAGUAUGCCAUCUGAACCGGGCCUAUUUGUGUGUUGUCUGUAUUUAUUUAAAAAUGACAGUGACGUAUGUGCAGUAGUAUGACUAAGUUCAGCGCAAUACAGACUUUGCCAGACAUACAUGCUGAUUUGUGGUGUUUGUUAAUAUUUUAAUGCACCCUAUGUAUUGGCUUUUGGAGGAUACAUUGUAUUAUAUGCUGACUCAGUUUGAACUGUCUUUACUUGCACACUGUGCAUUCUGUGCCAUUUUCGUAGUCUGCAUUCAUGCAGAGACAUAUGCUGCUAAAAUGUCUAAAUAUUCCAAGUGAUUAAAAACUUUUCCAUUUUGCCGGAUCAUUCUGGGAGCUUCCCGUUGCUGUAAUGCUUUUUGACAGGUAGCAAAUUGUGAUUGAAUGUUCAUCUGUUUAUACUUGUUUUAUACCAUAAAAAAUA
Phycodurus eques (leafy seadragon) is the source of this 1625-nucleotide messenger RNA. RefSeq names its product leucine rich repeat containing 61 (gene lrrc61). Gene Ontology annotation, molecular function: protein kinase binding. Gene Ontology annotation, cellular component: cytoplasm. Bases 423 to 1211 code for a protein of 262 amino acids. Lineage: Eukaryota; Metazoa; Chordata; Actinopteri; Syngnathiformes; Syngnathidae. The record is from RefSeq and is a predicted model, not a curated record. The transcript has 9 exons. Gene Ontology annotation, biological process: outer dynein arm assembly.